Molecule: messenger RNA, 2499 nt
Organism: Talaromyces rugulosus
Lineage: Eukaryota; Fungi; Ascomycota; Eurotiomycetes; Eurotiales; Trichocomaceae
Exons: 1
Coding region: 1-2499 (832 amino acids)
Biological process (GO): xylan catabolic process
Cellular component (GO): extracellular region
Molecular function (GO): alpha-glucuronidase activity
Source: RefSeq, a predicted model, not a curated record
AUGCGAGUCCUCUUCUUUUUUGCCACCCUGAGCCUAGUUUCCGCUGAGAAUGGCUUGGAUGGCUGGCUGCGAUAUGCACCUCUACCAUAUAACGAUCAAAAGCUGCCUGCCCAUAUUGUUGUCCUCAAUACGACCGAGGCCAGCCCUGUAUACGUUGCAGGGGCAGAGUUGCAGAAUGGAUUGAAGGGUAUCUAUGGUACUCACGCUGAAGUCAGCCACGAGCAGUGUGAAAACUCCUCAUCUGCCGCCAUUGUCGGGACUGUGGAGCAGUAUCAAAUUGCGUGCGGUUCUUUAAACGGAGUCCCGGAGUUGGACGAAGAUGGAUUUUGGCUCAGUACUUGGGGCAACAAGGUUCAAAUUUUGGGCCAGAAUGAGCGUGGAGCACUUUACGGUGCCUUUGAGUACCUGUCGAUGCUGGCACAGGGAAACUUUUCCGAGGUGUCGUACGCCUCAAAUCCCUCUGCCGCGAUUCGAUGGGUGAAUCAAUGGGAUAAUAUGGACGGAAGCAUUGAACGGGGCUACGGUGGUUCGUCAAUCUUCUUUAAGAAUGGUGCAGUUGUCGAUGAUUUGUCCCGAGUCACCCAGUACGCCCGUUUACUCGCCUCAGCCCGAAUCAAUGCCGCGGUUGUCAACAAUGUGAACGCAAAUGCCACUCUCCUGGACCAAGAAAAUAUGAAGGGACUUGGCAGGAUCGCCGACGCGUUGCGGCCAUAUGGUGUGCAAAUUGGAAUUUCCCUCAACUUUGCCUCUCCAGAAACACUAGGCGGUCUUGAUACGUUCGAUCCUCUCGAUUCCUCUGUCAUCAAAUGGUGGUCCAACAUCACGGAUCAGAUAUACCAGCGUGUUCCUGAUAUGGCUGGCUAUCUUGUCAAAGCGAACUCCGAAGGACAGCCAGGGCCCUUGACGUACAAUAGAACCUUAGCCCAGGGCGCAAAUCUCUUCGCUAAGGCACUGCAUCCUUAUGGAGGCAUUGUUAUGUUCCGCGCUUUUGUCUACAACCAACUCAAUGAAUCUAAUUGGAAAGCGGAUCGUGCCAAAGCUGCAAUGGAAUUCAAAUAUUUAGACGGCGAGUUUGAGGAAAAUGUAGUUUUGCAGAUCAAAUACGGACCUAUUGAUUUCCAGGUGCGCGAGCCGACAUCGCCAUUGUUUGCGAACCUGUUCAAUACCAGCACUGCCAUUGAGCUGGAAGUCACCCAGGAGUACCUUGGGCAGCAAUCGCAUCUCGUUUACCUUCCUCCGCUUUGGAAAACCGUCUUGGAUUUUGAUCUCCGUGUCGACCACAAGCCAUCUUUAGUUCGUGAUAUUAUCACUGGCAGACGCUUCAACCGCAAACUAGGUGGAUCAGCUGCUGUUGUAAACGUUGGAUCCAACACAACCUGGCUUGGGGGCCACCUGUCCAUGUCUAACCUUUAUGCUUAUGGCCGCCUGGCGUGGGAUCCCGCAGACGAUUCCCAAAGCAUUCUACAAGACUGGAUCCGUCUAACCUUUGGUCUGGAUCGCACGGUGCUCGACACCAUCACACAAAUGUCCAUGGAGUCUUGGCCAGCUUACGAAAACUACACUGGUAAUCUUGGGAUUCAAACACUGACUGAUAUUUUGUAUACCCACUAUGGUCCUAACCCUGCUUCUCAAGACAACAAUGGCUGGGGCCAAUGGACCCGCGCAGAUCAUACAACGAUUGGAAUGGAUCGUACAGUGAGCAAUGGCACUGGAUUCUCCGGCCAGUAUCCCACUGAAAUUGCCGCUAUGUACGAGAACAUCGAUACCACGCCUGACAAUCUUCUCCUAUGGUUCCAUCACGUCAACUAUACCCACCGUUUACAUUCGGGCAAGACCGUCAUCCAGCACUUUUACGAUGCCCACUAUAGCGGCGUAGAGACAGCACAGACAUUCCUUGUCCAAUGGGAUUCGUUGAAGGGGAAGAUUGAUGACGAGCGGCACAAGGCCGUCCGUCGCCAACUUGACUACCAAACUGGGCAUUCCAUCAUCUGGCGAGAUGCGAUCAACGACUUCUACUACAACCUUUCUGGGAUUCCUGAUGCAUUAAAUCGUGUCGGCCAUCACCCAUGGCGUAUCGAAGCGGAGAGCAUGUUGCUAGAUGGCUACAAGCAAUAUACAGUCAAUCCAUUUGAAACGGCCGCCAAGUCUAUCGCUAUAGUCACCAUCUCAAAUGAUACAGUGGGUACAGCUACAACCAGACUCAACUUUCCCUCAGAAACCUAUGACCUUGUUGUGAAUUACUAUGACCUCUACGGCGGCCAGUCUCGCUGGCAGAUCUAUUUGAAUGGAAAGCAGGUCGGCGAGUGGUUGGGAAAUAGUGAGAACACGUUUAGCCACACCCCAUCGAUUUAUCUGGAUGGCCACUCAGCCACGCGCAUCAAGUUUCGCGGAGUCAAGAUUAACAAGGGUGACACGCUGAAGAUUGUUGGCACACCUGAUGGAGUUGAGCCUGCACCUCUAGAUUACGUGGCUUUCCUCCCACAGGGAGUCAUAGAUUAA